Nasonia vitripennis (jewel wasp) is the source of this 7113-nucleotide messenger RNA. RefSeq lists its product as uncharacterized. The transcript has 6 exons. Gene Ontology annotation, molecular function: sodium channel activity. The coding region runs from base 1570 to 2442 and encodes 290 amino acids. NCBI's taxonomy places the organism in Eukaryota, Metazoa, Arthropoda, Insecta, Hymenoptera, Pteromalidae. Gene Ontology annotation, biological process: sodium ion transport. The record is from RefSeq and is a predicted model, not a curated record. Gene Ontology annotation, cellular component: membrane.
AUUAUUAAUCGCUCUUUUGGUACUACUUAUCUUUUUGUACUUUUACUUAAUAGUGUGAUGGUUGGAUCAGGAUUAUUUGUGGUGAUGGUUUUAUUUUCCUUUUACUUAGAUGUGUCUGUAGAAUAUUAAGUGUUUUAAAAUUAUUAUAAUAAUAAGUAUCUUCUUACACGACUUAAAAUAUUUUAGAUAAGUAAAAAUAUAGAUGACAUAUUUGAUCUCAUAAGAUACGGACUAUCAUUCCUGGGAUUGACAACACACUUUUUUAUUAUUUUUUGGCCAGGUCAAAAAAUUAUAGACAGUAGUGAGUCGUUAUUUAAUUUUUAUUACAGUUGUAAAUGGUAUAAAUUAUCAAAACAGUCAAAGAGGACAAUAAGCAUCAUGAUGCUAAGAAGUUUCGGACAAUGUCAGAUCACUGCUAGUGGAAUGUUUGUUAUAUCUUUGGAGACAUAUGGAAAGCUUUUUAAAGUCGGGUUAUCGAUCUUUGCAGUAUUUUCUCAAAAUUAAUUUAGAAAAAUACCUAGUAUAUCUAAAAACGCACCUAAUAAAAUUUACACUAUCGCUUUUUGACUCUCAAUUCUUUUCGCCUUAGAUUAUACUCACCCUUCCAUUUCAUUCCUGAUUAUAACGCAGCGGAAGUAUCCCUCCUUCUCAUUUCCUAUUAUACCAAUUCUUCGAUAACAACGUAGAUUUUCCUUCUUCUUCGGGUAAUAACGACGUCGCCAUUACAGCAGCGACAAUAACAUCGUCGCUGCGAAUUAUGACUGUUUUACAACCAGUGUCGAUAUGUCCUUUUACGCUUCAACAUUGCCGUUUGAACGUCGUAUUCGUGAGCUUUGAUGGUGAUUAUACCACGAGGGAACUUUCAAUGCUUUCGUUGGAAUCACUCGAUAAUGCACUUUCUGUAUCUGUCAUAAAGGCCAUUGAUGGUAGCGCCAAUGAGGUUCGAAUACUUCGUCGAUUCCAUCAUUAGCAGAGGGUAUAGUGUGAAAUCUUCGGUAACGAGAAGCUUUUAAAUCGAAUAACGAAGUUGGUAAGCGUUGACGUUGUUAAAUAGCAAAAUUCUAUUCGCUUAUUUUUAUACUUUGAGAUUAAUAGGUGAGUGACAAUUUCCGUGAUAGUAAUUGAAGAUAAAUCGAGACCUUGGCUUCACUAAUUGAUCACACCUAUACAUUUAAAUUGACCAAUCCAAAUCUCCCAACGAUCUGUAAUUCCAGUGAUCGCAACCAAUUGCCACGUGCGAUGGUGCGUGUUCGAUAAGCUUGCCAUUAAUCAAUCCAGUCGCUAUUUACCACGAGAAAAAAAAAAACGACGGGAACAAAUUACCGUUCGCGAAGGCAAUCGCGCAUUUUCCGCCGUAGAAAUCGAUCGUCGCCGGACGGUCACGAGGUAUUCGCAUCACUGGUUCAUAAGUGUCCGCGAAUCGUACGCGUGAGGAAGUUUUCGUCGAGUGGUCGUUUCGGUGUGUUUUGGAGUUGAAAUAGUUUGAUUGCGUUCUCCAGCAGAGAUAUGACGCGAAUACAGCGGUAAGCUAUAUCUCCAAGCAUUGAUGAUGAUAUUUCACGAGAAGACAUGAUCAAAGCUCGUACACCUUUUCAGUCCAUCACUCGCCGCAGAGUAGUAUCCGCAGAAGCUCACAUAAUACGCGGCAUCAAAGUCGAAGCGUGUAAUACCGGCGACAGGCUUACGCUUCAAUAUCCUCAAAGGCUAGGCGGAAUAACGUCACCGAAAUGCUGCGCGAUGAUCUCGGGUCGCGAAAAACCUGCGCGCGAUGAGCCCAAGAUCGGCAAUGGGAUGAAACUUGCUUGGCUGGAUACGGGGGAGGCCAAGAGUCGGGGAAAGCUCAAUCCUCUGCUGGAGCAGCUGAAACGCUACUGCGGCUACUUUAGCCUCGCCGGCUGUAAGUAUAUCGCCGAGGGACAACGCACGUGGUUCAAGAGGGUGAUGUGGAUUCUUCUGCAUCUGGUGAUGGUUGGAACACUGGGAGCGAUCAUUUGCAACGUUUUGGACGAUUUCAAACACACGCCAGUCGUGACCGUGGUGGACUCGGAUAACUACCCUUCGAAUCUUCCGGACUUACCCGGCAACAUCGGCGGCAUCUGCGGCGUCUUAAUCGGCUUCAGUCUCAUAAGCGCCUUCGAGUUCGUCUACUUCCUGGUGCUGUCAAUCCUGGCUCUCCUCAAGAGUCGCCAUCCUAAUGAAAAUCAGGACAAAUCCUACCCUAUGAGGCCGAUUUUCUGGGACGAGCUAGCGCCUCGAGGAAAAACCAGAAAUACCCACGCUGAAGAGACGAGUCCUCGCUCACUGAAGAUCACGGUUAAACAACGCAGCGUACGAUUUUUAAUUUCGUUUCGAGGGAUUACCGGCCGCCGCAAGGGAGAGAAUAAAUCAAUUCGCCUGGCUUACCGGUCGCUCAUCAGAAGUAGUACGAAGAGGAGAAAGUAGCGAGUGGAGGAAAGAAAUAAAGGAACAGUCGGUGAAAGAAGCGCUCGCGGAAUAAAAAAGUUUGUUACGUCAUCGAAACGAACGCUUUUCGUUCGUCGGCUCUUUUGUUUAAUUAAUAAACGCGGGUGGUAAAGCCGCUCUGUUUUACACUAAAUAGCAUCGGUAUCGCCGUAGGCUGACGCGGAUGGAAUUCUCUCGCCGCAGAGAAUCGAGUACUGAUGCGACGAUAUAGAUUACGUUUGACGGCGUACGUAGGCUCUCCAAUAGGCACGAGUAUAUAGGCAGAAGAUGCGUAGAAAAAAGAAGGAGAGCGAGUCUGCGGCCCUCGUCGUAAAAAUGCCCGUAAAGCAGACGCGAAUAAAUCACUCGGGAUGGGUCUUUGCACGGAGCUUUUAUGAGCGCAGUUGUGUGGAUCGAGCGAGAAGCCGAAGAUGCUUGGUUAAAUUGGUAUAUAAUAUCGCGUGGGCUUAUGCGUUUGAAAAGUGGAAAAUUGACGCUUUGGAAAUGAGUAUAAUACGAGGGUCUAGUUAUUCGUGUUAAAAGUCACUCGAUCAGCAGGUCGCACACGCAUUGAUUUGCUCGAGAGGUCAGAGUAAAGUCUAUAUAAAAUUUAAACGGUUAUUAGGUUCGUUUAAUGAUAUAAAUGAGAUCGAAUUGAAUUAAUUUUGUGCGUGAUUCAAUAUCACUGGUAAUAGAACACUUUGAUCCCUUCGAUAUUCAAACGUGAUUAAAUACCAACUAAAAAAGCCAUAUCCCUAAAGCAUCUUUCCUCGGAAUUCGAUUCGAGCAAAAAUUGUUCGGCAUUUCGACACGCGUCUCCGGGCGCGACAAAAUAGAACCGGCGCGCGUGAGGGAGUUUAUAUUCUCGCGGCUGUGAAAAUCACAAAGCCGAGUCGUCGAGAUCGACGGCACUUUCAAGCGCUCGUAAUUCACCGCUAUACUUUUUUCGCUCUUGCUCUCUCUCUCUCUCUCUCUUUCUCUCUCUCGAAAGGAGAUAAAUAGCCGAAUGCGCUGAUUGAUCCGAGCUUUUUUCGCCGACGACGCAGUCGCCGAGAUUGAAAGUUUCCGAUAUGAUGGAUUCGAGUGGAGGAGCAUUGGGAUUUUUGAGGGAAAAGCGUAGCGCGCGGCUGAUCGAACGAUAACGUCGUUAUUUCGCGAGUUUCCCGAGAAGAUUUUGGUUUGAUUAUGCGAAACGCGGAGACAAGUUCGAAGCUUGGAUUUCGAUUCGGAGUUUGGCCGCACGCACCGAUGUGAGCGCUCGUAAAAGCGUCGUUUCGCGCAGUGGGAAAGGCAAAUAUUUAUAGCCUAUGGAGCGUAAAAAGCGCGGCUAAAAUUCAAAAGGUCAAUUUUAAUGCCUCCUGAAAAACAAUCCCUGAUACAGUAAUCAAUUUAAACAUAUGAGCCUAAAUAACGAACGAACGAAAUAAUCCCCUGCAGAAUCUUCGCACGCAAUAAAAGGAGGAAAAACGAAAGAGCCGAUUGCUGCAGCUAACAAAGCCUCCUUACCUCGAUCCUUCGACGUCUUUUGCAUACCUCAGACUCGCUGUACUCGGCGUUAUAUUAUUCUCUUCUUCUUCGCCUCCCGCACACACAUACACGUAUAGAGCGUGUGUCAGUCUCGAUGAAAUUGUGUCUCUCCCGUGUGCCGUAAAAAUGGAUCCGAGAGAAGAGAAAGGGACUCAAACGUAUAUAAGGAUAUGAAAUUUUUCUCACGAACUUGUCCUUUUUCUCGCUCCCGACGUAUACGUCUUUUUUUUUUUCUUCUCCUCCUCGAAUAUGUAGUAUCCUCGGCACGUCGCGCGUUAUGCGGUCGAUGCUCGCGUCGGCGGAUAGGUGAGCCGCGGCUAAUUCGGAAGGUGCGAUGAUAAGUUUAGCAGUUUCGUAGUGUUGAUCGGAGGUGUUAUUUUGAAGAAUUUGUUUAUCCCGUUAAUUUUGCACAGCGACCUCAAUCUCGAUCAGCGAAAUUUAUUCUCGGUAUAUCGCGACACACUUAGUCCGACGUUAUCACACUAAUUGACGUCGCAAUUAUACGAACCGCGUAACGUAUACGAUGAGAAUUCGAAAGUGCGUUAUUAUUGGAAGCAGAACUUUAAAGCAGAUUAGUCGAAUUGGAAGCUUCAAAAAUAGCCAUGCAAAACCUCUCGCGAAAUCCCGCGCAAAAUCGACUAUUCUCCUCACGCGUCCCUCGCGCGUCUGAUGUUUAUGAAUCUGUCUCGCGCUUCCGCAUAAAUUCCUCAGCCGCGAAAAUUUCCUCCGGGCAUCGUGCAGCUGCGUCGCGCAAAAAUAAGCGUCCCGAGAGCUGUUGCGCACGUGGUUGACGCAGUAGUGGGAAACUCGAUUUUCCCGUCCCAACCCCUUUUCGCGCGACUUCGCGGCAAACGAGGUUAUACGCUCACGAGCUCUGAAGAGUGUGUGGGAGGCUUUUAGCUGCCGAAAUGCUGUGUGUACGUUCGCGGGAGUUAGACUUGUUGUGAAGUACAGGAAAUGACGACGUGGCUGUGUAGGUAAACAAUUUGCGUGAAUUUUGACAAACGGGCAAAGUUAGAUAGAUGUAUAGUCAUCGGAUUCUCAGCCUGUACGUCAGGUGGUCCUCACCGCAAGAUCGCAGGAAAGGAAGAAAAGCCUCAUCGCGCGCGCAGGCGAUAAAUUUCGCGUCUCCAGAAGAUCCUCGACUCGGCCCGCUUUAUCCUUAAUCUCGGCUUGUCUGAUCGGCUGAUGGCUGGCUGACGUCUCGGAAGCAAUAAGAACUCGAAUGGACGAUUUCUCGCGCUUAUCAGCCCUCUUCUUCCUUUCAUCGAGACGUUGCUAAUCGAUCGAUCGACCGAGAAGUGUUCCUAUGCGAUGUUUUUUUUUUCUUUUUCGUUUAUUUAUAUUUACGAAAGGAACCGAUCGUAAUUCGCAUCUACAUCAAGCGCCGCGUUUAGUUUUAACACUGAGUAGCGGGACGAUAGGAUCGACUAUAAACACCGGCGGCAUAAAAUCAACCGGAAAUUGGUUUUCUUGCCGGGGCUGUAACGCGGAAUAGAGUGAUUACACUUUCAAAGAGCGCGCGCGCGCGAGUUUUAUAAGUCAAUCAAUCUUUACUGCCUUAACUGCAGAGUAGAAGGUGGUGGUGUGUGUGUAUAAGGACACGUAGUUUACAAGAAGUGCGUAUACUUUUUUUCUUUAACGUAGUUCGCAGAAGUCGCACAGCGUCUUGAGAUGACUCGUAAAAUAUUACGGAUUUUUUUUUACGACUUUGGUCGAAUCAUUUGGCUUGAUUUGAUGACGGCAUAAAAGCGCGGGCUGCAGUGUACGCGGGUGUCAAACUAGCGACUAAGUUUAUGCGAAGCCAAAAUAAUCCGCGACGGUACAUUAAAGCACAUAAAAGGGUCAAAGAGAUAUUCGCCGGUAUAUUUCAAACAAAAAAUAAAUUCGUAAAUUACUGCCGUCUCUCUCUCUCUCUCUCUCUCUCGGUGUAUAGUCAGGCACACGCAUACAUAUGCAUAAUUCCACUGCGGCCGAUCGGACAAUCGUCGGCGCGCGAAACGCAAAUAAUUUAAAAAUCUGGCAGUCUACCAAAUACGGCUUUGACGCAACGCGCCCUGUGUGCUCUCUUUUCUAAAAUACGAUGAAUAAUGGAUCGCCUCGACGUAUGGGACUGAGAUAUAGAGAGGGAGAUAGGGGAAAAAAGCUCUAUUUUUACUAUUUCAGGAAUGCAGAGCAGUAUAAGCGCCUUAUAUUUUAUGUGUAUUAAUAAAACGCUGUGCAUUGUCUCGCGAGCGCGGCUUCGAAUUUUUUCUUUCUUUAUAUACCUUUGGGUUUUGGAUGAUUGUUAUAUGCAGGCUUUAUGCAGACAGUUCAGCGGCCACAACGUUGUGCAGAAUAGUGAUUCGCAUGCAAUUGAUGAAGGAUUAUUAAGUGCCGAAUAAAAUAUGCUUAACAUACCUUGCUUUCGCUCGCGCUAUGAACUGCUUGUAUCAUCACCCAACGAUCGUAACUUAUGCUACUAAGAUCCACGUUCGAAUGAGACGCGUAGCAAUGACCCUAUGAGAUGAAGCACCUUACGAAAACAAAAAAUACAAAUUUUAAAUCGUUACAGUAUCUAUAAUAUACCAUUAUCAGCUAUAGGUGCAAAUUACGAUAUUUAUUUACAUAUGGAAAAUUACCGCUUUGUGUACCGAUAAUUUCGAUAAUUAUACCUAUGACGCAUGUAUUAUUCAUCAUUUGCACAUGUGGGAGAUGCGGAAAAUCGGUCCAUCCCCAGUUCGAGAGCGACGCCGAGAGGUAGAAACAAACGGAGAGCUCGACGGUGCAGGCGGUGCAGGUACGACGCAGUGAGGCAGAGACAACGGCCGGGCAAGAAGUGGACGAGCGUUUAUUGGAAAGUCCGUGGCUAAGAAGAAGAAAUCGACAUUUGUUCACAGUACAGGCGAAUAGUCAGGUGUGGAGACGUUUUUUCGAAGGAUCGUCUUGUGAGAUACUGAGCGUCGACGUAUUUUUGGAUGUAUAACUAGGAUAUUUCUGGGCAAGAUGAACGUCGAUCGAUUCGAAUCCUACGAUUUGUAUAUUUGUAAAAACUAUAUAUUAUUCACGAGAAAUAAAAACUUUCUAUCUGUACUACAUUUAUCAAGAUCAUUAAGAUAUAUUAUAUAUUCUGCGAGUAGUAAAAUACAUAAUAUCAUCCUAGAA